GGGCUCAGCUGUCAGUGCGCCUGCGCGGGAGGCCAGUAGGUAGCCAAUGCUCCCUGGACGCCCCGCUAGGGCCCUGCUGUCAGUGCGCCUGCGCGAGAGGCCAGUAGGUUGCCAAUGCUCCCCGGACUCCCCGCCAGGUCCCUCCUGUCAGUGCGCCUGCGCGAGGGCUGGGCGCCGCGGUUCUUGACUUUGCUGUGCCGGACGCCGGGUGUAGACAUGCAGCAAGCCGACUCUGAGCAGCCCUCCAAGCGGCCCCGUUGCGAUGACAGCCCGAGAACCCCCGCAAACACCCCUUCCGCAGAGGCAGACCGGUCCUUGGGCCCGGAACUCCAUCCCGACCACAAGACUUGGGGCCCGGAGCAGGUGUGCUCCUUCCUCAGGCGCGGUGGCUUCAAAGAGCCGGGGCUGAUGAAGAACAUCCGAGAAAAUAAAAUCACAGGCUCAUUACUGCCCUGUCUUGAUGAGUCUCAUUUUGAAAAUCUUGGAGUAAGUUCCUUGUGGGAGAGGAAGAGGCUGCUUAGUUAUAUCCAGCGAAUGAGUCAAAUCCACAUUGACACAAUGAAGGUAAUUAAUGAUCCUAUUCAUGGCCACAUUGAGCUCCACCCUCUCCUCGUCCGAAUCAUUGAUACGCCUCAAUUUCAACGUCUUCGAUAUAUCAAACAGCUGGGAGGCGGUUAUUAUGUUUUUCCAGGAGCUUCACACAAUCGAUUUGAGCAUAGUCUAGGGGUGGGGUAUUUGGCAGGAUGUCUAGUUCGAGCACUGUGUGAAAAACAACCAGAGCUGCAGAUAAGUGAACGAGAUAUGCUCUGUGUUCAGAUUGCUGGGCUUUGUCAUGAUCUUGGUCAUGGGCCAUUUUCUCACAUGUUUGAUGGACGAUUUAUUCCACUUGCUCGCCCGGAAGUGAAAUGGACACAUGAACAAGGCUCAGUUAAGAUGUUUGAGCACCUAAUUAAUUCUAAUGGACUCAAGGCUGUCAUGGAAAGCUAUGGUCUCAUCCCUGAAGAAGAUAUUUGCUUUAUCAAGGAACAAAUUGCAGGACCACUUGAAUCACCUAUCAAAAAAGAUUCUUUGUGGCCAUAUAAAGGGCGUCCUAAAGAGAAAAGCUUCCUUUAUGAGAUAGUGGCUAAUAAAAGAAAUGGCAUUGAUGUGGACAAGUGGGAUUAUUUUGCCAGGGAUUGCCAUCAUCUUGGAAUCCAAAAUAAUUUUGAUUACAAGCGUUUUAUUAAGUUUGCCCGUGUCUGUGAAGUAGAAAGCAAGUUGCAUAUUUGUACUAGAGAUAAGGAAGUUGGAAAUCUGUAUGACAUGUUCCACACUCGCAACUGUUUACACCGUAGAGCUUAUCAACACAAAGUUGGCAACAUCAUUGAUACAAUGAUUACAGAUGCGUUCCUCAAAGCAGACCCCUACAUAGAGAUUACAGGUACUGAAGGAAAGAAGUAUAGCAUUUCUACAGCAAUUGAUGACAUGGAAGCCUACACUAAGCUUACAGAUAACAUUUUUCUGGAGAUUUUAUACUCUACUGAUCCCAAAUUGAAGGCGGCACAAGAGAUUUUAAAAAGUAUUGAAUACCGUAAUUUAUACAAGUAUGUGGGUGAGACCCAGCCAACAGGACAAAUAAAGAUUAAAAGGGAGAGCUAUGAAUGUCUUCCAAAAGAGGUUGCUGAUGCUAAACCCAAAGUACCGCUAGAAGUAAAGCUGAAGGCUGAACAUUUUAUAGUGGAUGUUAUCAACAUGGAUUAUGGAAUGCAAGACAAGAAUCCAAUUGAUCAUGUUCGAUUCUAUUGUAAGAGUGACCCCAGCAAAGCAAUAAUGAUUACCAAAAACCAGGUUUCACAACUUCUGCCAGAGAGAUUUGCAGAGCAGCUGAUUCGAGUAUACUGUAAGAAGACAGAUGCGAAGAGUUUGUAUGCUGCACAACAACAUUUUGUUCAAUGGUGUUCCGACAAAAAUUUUACCAAGCCGCAGAGUCACAGGCACCCGGUACUGGUGGCAGGCAGAAGGGCCUCAACGUUCCAGAGCAAGCCAGAGGAAGAACGACGCUGCUCGAGUCUUUAUUAGUUCCGGUGCUCAAACCCAGGUUUCUAAGGUUUGACAAUAUUCUGAUAUGACCUUUGACCUGAAGGAGUAAGGUAAAUAUUGCUGUGGAAGAAAUUAAGACCAAGUUCAUGGUGCCGCUUGGAAUAGUGAUCAAGGGACUACCAGGAAUUCAUGGGGAAUACAAGUGCCAGAAGACCAAAGAUAGGUAAGAAUUAACCAAUUUUUUAGAAGAUGACAUUCCAUAACAAUAGGCUGGAGAGACAGAUUCCCCUGAAAAAGCUAUUCAUUUCAUUCAACAAUUUUUUUAAGCAUUUUUGCACCAGGCACGGUUUUUAGGCCCUGGGUAGAAUGGUGAACACAACAGACAAAAACCUCUGCUUCAAAGGACUCACUUUCUAGUGGGAGAAGGCAAGUAACAAAGCAAAAGUUCUCUGGCCGGGCGCGAUGGCUCAUGCCUCA
This is a messenger RNA of Sapajus apella (tufted capuchin), 2496 nucleotides long. It is a transcript of the gene SAMHD1, whose product is annotated as SAM and HD domain containing deoxynucleoside triphosphate triphosphohydrolase 1. The record is from RefSeq and is a predicted model, not a curated record. Lineage: Eukaryota; Metazoa; Chordata; Mammalia; Primates; Cebidae. Gene Ontology annotation, biological process: regulation of innate immune response; dGTP catabolic process; defense response to virus. The coding region runs from base 115 to 2058 and encodes 647 amino acids. Gene Ontology annotation, cellular component: nucleus. Gene Ontology annotation, molecular function: protein binding; dGTPase activity. The transcript is spliced from 17 exons.